Molecule: messenger RNA, 624 nt
Organism: Paramecium octaurelia
Lineage: Eukaryota; Ciliophora; Oligohymenophorea; Peniculida; Parameciidae
Source: the annotation of a GenBank genome assembly
CUUUUAUACAUAUAAUGGAUACACAGGAACGCCAAAAUUUGUUUAUCUUGUAUCCCUAUCCAUUCAAUAGAGAUGCAAAGUUCAAAUAUGUCGAAAUAAGUUAUUCGCCCUCAUUUAGUGAGUAUUGAUUUCCUCUAAUUUAUAAGAACCACAAAAUGUAUGAUGGAAACCAUACCAAUAUUCAAUAAUGACAUGGAUCCAGCUCAACCCGGAUUUAUACCUCUUAUUGAUUAAGUAUGAAUUAGUUUGAUUUAGCCCCUUCAUCUUUAACAUAAUGAUUAAUAUCAAAACUAAUACUAAAAAAAGUAUUAGGAAUUGACCUAAAAAAACAAAGUCCUUGUAAGUAUUUCCAUUAAAUUCAGCACUUUCCCAAACCCAAAAGCCAGUCAAAAUACUGCAAUGUUUGCAAACAACACUAUGAAGAUUAUCUAGAUGUAUUACUUCACUUAAAUUAGCAUAUUAAAUCAAAAACACAUAAGUCUCAGUUUACGAAAAAUCAAUACAUCAAGAAAAUCAUGACAUUAGCCAAAUAAGCCCAAGAGAAGGUAGUAACAACCAUCGAAUAGCAAGAAUCUACUGAAGUUCAACCUAAGAAAAUGAAAAAAACUAAACUUAAUUGCUGAC